Molecule: messenger RNA, 1167 nt
Organism: Phalaenopsis equestris
Lineage: Eukaryota; Viridiplantae; Streptophyta; Magnoliopsida; Asparagales; Orchidaceae
Product: probable xyloglucan endotransglucosylase/hydrolase protein 30
Exons: 4
Coding region: 97-1113 (338 amino acids)
Biological process (GO): xyloglucan metabolic process; cell wall biogenesis
Cellular component (GO): cell wall; apoplast
Molecular function (GO): hydrolase activity, hydrolyzing O-glycosyl compounds; xyloglucan:xyloglucosyl transferase activity
Source: RefSeq, a predicted model, not a curated record
AGCAUAUUUGUGUCUUAAAUCCCUUCCAAGUCAUCCUUCUCCCCCAAUUUAUAUAAACCCCCCACCCGCAGAAACAGAACACACGAAAAUCUCACCAUGCCGGCGACGAUCACGGCGGCGAUUUUGGUGGCGGCGAUCUUCACCAUCGCAUCAACGACUGCGUUAAAUAUAACCCCGAUUUCAUUCGACGAAGGCUAUACGCCGCUCUUCGGCGAACGCAACAUCGUGCGAUCCCCCGAUGGCCGCACGGUCAAGAUUCAUCUCAACCAGUAUUCCGGAUCGGGGUUCAUAUCGUCUUCUCUCUAUUACCACGGAUUGUUCGGGGCGUCGAUCAAACUGCCGUCAGAUUACACGGCCGGCGUCGUCGUUGCGUUCUACAUGUCGAAUGGCGAUAUAUUCGAGAAGAAUCAUGACGAGCUGGACUUCGAGUUUCUUGGCAAUGUGAAGGGGAAACAAUGGCGGAUUCAGACCAAUGUGUAUGGUAAUGGGAGUACAAAUCGCGGCCGUGAGGAAAGGUAUCUGCUUCCUUUUGAUCCCACUGCAGAAGCUCACCAUUACUCUGUUCUCUGGACCAACACCACCAUCAUAUUUUACAUUGAUGAGAUUCCUAUACGUGAGGUGGCGAGAACAGAAGCAAUGGGCGGCGACUUCCCCUCAAAGCCGAUGUCUCUCUACGCCACCAUAUGGGAUGCCUCUGAUUGGGCGACUUCAGGGGGGAAAUACAGAGUCGACUACAAAUACUCCCCUUUUGUUAGUGAUUUCUCCAAUUUUAUCCUCCAGGGUUGCCGGCUUGACCCCAUCCGACAGUUGCCGCCGGCGGCGGAGCAGUGUCGUGCGGCGGAGGACACGACGGCAGUUUCAGAUUAUGCGGUGAUGACCGCGGUGAAACGCGCGGCUAUGCGGGAAUUCCGGCAACGUUUUAUGACGUAUAGUUUUUGUUACGAUGAGCUCAGAUAUCCCAAGGUUUUUCCGGACUGCGAUGUUGUGGAGUCGGAAAAGAACAGGUUUUGGAAGUCUGGUGAUGCGAAGAUUCGACGGAGGGGACGAUGGAGGAGGAGUAGAGGUGAAAGGGUUAGGAGUAGGAUGAAUUUCAAGGGUCAUGAUGAUGAAUGACUCGUCUAUGAAAAAUAAAUUAAAAUUAAUUAGAUAAUUGAUUUUGAAUUGAAC